AUGAUUUAUGUUCAUACGAUUUAUUCUAAUGAAAUAAUCGAAUGUUUAAAAGAAUUUAAUCAAGAAAAAGAAAGAGAAAAAAAUAUUUACUCUCACGAUAAGUUAGAUGAGAUUUCUCAAAGAUGUAAUAAGAUAUUAAACAAAUAUUCAAUUAGUGAAUUAGAACAUGUGUAUAGAACAAAUUCUACUUUUAAUGUUGUUCAGGCUCAACAAAAUAUUAACAAUAAAAUUAUUUAUUAUAAUACUAAAGGAAGAUUUCAGGAAAAUAAUAAACAAUUAUUAAAUGAAAUUAACAAGUUACGUAAGGAUCUUACUAUUGCUCAGGAAGAAGCAAGAGAAGCAAAUCGAAAAUAUCUUGAAAUAAAGGAAAAAUUAGAAAAAGAAAAAGAACUCCAUGCUGAUACGAAAAAACAAUUAAAAGAAGCUGAAGAAGAACAUGAAAAACUCCAAAAAGAAAAUGAGAAAGAAAAAAAAAAGAAUAAUGAACUUGAAGAAGAAAAUAGAAAAUUAGAAAAAAUUAUUAAAGAACUUAAACGAGAUCAUGAGAUAGAGAUUAAUCAAUUGAAACAAAAAAUUAAAGAUAAAGAUGAUGAGAUUAAUAAUAUAAAAAAUGAGCUUGAUAGAUAUAAAAACAAAUUCAAAACUCAAAAAAAUAUUAUUAAUAAAUUAGAAAAUGAAAGAGAUGAAUUAAAAGACCUUCACGAACAAU
This is a messenger RNA of Scutellospora calospora, 709 nucleotides long. The record is from the annotation of a GenBank genome assembly. NCBI's taxonomy places the organism in Eukaryota, Fungi, Glomeromycota, Glomeromycetes, Diversisporales, Gigasporaceae.